GAAUUUGCUGUACUUAAGUUGGUGUGUGACAUGCAUGCACUGCCUUGGAAAACACCACCUUCUAGAAGCUGUCUAGAAUAUCAUUCCCGUUCGUAGUCAAAGCACGCUGCCAAUCGAAUCGAUAGGGAGUAUGUAUGACGGCAGUGGCUUUUUGCCUUUCGCCCUGGGUUGGGUCGCGUUGGAACAACGUUUGCAAAGCCAACGCCCGGUACAAGUACAUUCUGGAGAUACCAGCUCUGUCUCCCAGGGUCUGUUUGCCCAGCUCGCCCAGGUAGGGGAGGAGAUAUCGGAAGUGACAUUUCGGGAAGUUCGUCAUGCUGCGGGAAAUGGCAAGAAUCCAGGGGUGCGCAUGCCCAGCUCUCUUCCCCCACGAGCCUUCCCCUCCCAGGCUAGACUCUCCGAUCGCUCGAAGGCAUGUGUGGUAAAUAAGGUACAGUCAGUGUGAUGCUGGUUGUUCGGUACCUGGCAGGUACAUCCGUGACAUGGCAGACCAAAAACAUUGGAGCCGGCCGGCAUGGU
This is a messenger RNA of Parathielavia appendiculata, 519 nucleotides long. RefSeq lists its product as uncharacterized. The transcript has a single exon. The record is from RefSeq and is a predicted model, not a curated record. NCBI's taxonomy places the organism in Eukaryota, Fungi, Ascomycota, Sordariomycetes, Sordariales, Chaetomiaceae. Bases 131 to 445 code for a protein of 104 amino acids.